UAUGAAAUAUAUGAAUACUGAUAUCACAUGAGCAUGUUGUCACGGGGGGUGACAGCAGAAUCACAUACGCAUUAACUAUUCACGAGGAGCUACUAAAUGUGAGCUAACACUGUCUCGCAUGACCUACACACAUUUCCCACACAAAUUACUGAUCACUGUAUGUUAUGAUAUUCACAAGCAUACACAUGAAAUAAAAAAUGAAGACGUCAAAUGAAACUACAUAAGGAAUGUUUAAACUUAGACUCGAAAUAUUAUCGUUACUUAAUCGAAUAUCGUUGACCUAACGCAAUUAUUUGAUUCAUGCAAAACGAACCAAUAAUUAUUGAAUUACGUAGAUUUCUUUAGAAGGUAAUAUAUAAAAAGAUUUCAACUAUAACCAAUAUGGUAUAUCAUUUAACACAUUUUUCCACUUACUGUUUGUCGGGAAUGAUAAUCUAUAGCAAAUAUUGGAACUGAAAGUGUCAAGAUCCUGAAACAUGGAUACAGUCAAUAAAGAAAGAAAUGAAAAUGCGAUCAAUAAAGGGUUGAAUAAGACGAAUACUCUCGAAGAGUUCUACGCCGGUAGUGGGAUUCUUUUGACUGGGGCAACCGGAUUCAUUGGAAAAGGUCUCCUGGAAAAGCUGCUCCGCAUGUGUCCGCGCAUCACUACCAUUUUUAUACUUAUUCGCGCAAAAGCUAACGAAACGAUAGAACAACGAAUUAAGAAGCUCAUAGAUGAUCCCAUGUACGAUGACAUCAAAGCAAAACAUCCCUCAGUUUUCCAUAAAGUCUACCCAGUUAAAAGUGACAUGAGUCUAUCGAAUUUAGGUCUCUCGCAAGAAGAUAGAAAUCUGUUGUUAGAGAAAGUAAACAUAGUGUUUCACGCCGCGGCGACUGUGAGAUUCAACGAACCGUUACACGUGGCUGUUAAUGUGAAUACAAAAGGUACCGCUCGUGUCAUCGAGCUUUGGAGCGAACUAAAGCAUCCGAUUAGCUUCGUCUACGUUAGCACAGCUUAUAGUAAUGCGAAUCUACAUGAGAUCGGGGAAAAAGUUUAUACCACGAGCUUGAAACCUUCGGAAGUAAUAGAUAUGUGUGACAAAUUCGACAAAACGUCGAUCAACGAAAUAGAAAAAAAGAUUUUAAAAACUUAUCCAAACACAUACACAUUCAGUAAGAAUUUAGCAGAGCAAAUCGUAGCAAGCAGGUGCAGAGAUUUGCCAGUUGCUAUAGUGCGGCCAAGCAUAGUUGGCGCCUCAUUGGAAGAACCAUGUCCUGGUUGGAUACAGAAUAUUUCAGGAUUUACAGGUACCCUUCUACUAAUCGCCAGAGGAUGUGCAACAGCAAUUCGCGGUAGGAAAGAUGCAAGAGUGGAUGUAGUGCCUCUGGAUUUCGUAGUCGACAUGAUAAUAUGUAGUGCAUGGCAUGUCACGCUACAUCCUAAGCACGAAGUUAAAGUUUACAACUGCACGAGUAACGCUAAUCCUUUUAGAUGGGGUCAGAUGAGAGAUGCCAUAGUGAAAUGUAGCAUAGAAACGCCACUGAACGAUACGCUAUGGUACCCGGGUUGUCCAAUAAUAGCUAAUAGAUAUAUUUACAAGGUUCGGAGUGUAAUUCCAUAUAUUUUGCUUGCGUUCGUCAUAGAUAUCUUUUUAAAGCUCCGAGGUAGUAAACCAAUAAUGAUGAAACUUCUCAAAAAUGGCAAUAAGCUGUUCACAUUGGUAGCAUAUUUCGCCUUAAACGAAUGGACUUUCCAAAGGGAUAACUGUUCCAACUUGGCGAGGAAGGUAAAAAUGUUGAACGAUAGCGAUAUGGUCAAACUAGAUUUACGGGAUAUGAAUUGGGAAAAAUAUGUCGCAAUUUACCUAAUGGGAAUUAGGAAAUUUACCUCGAAAGGAGACUUUAAGUCAACAGCCCGACAACGGUUAUCAAGGUUGUACUGGAUACAUCAGGUUACCAAAAUAUCCGGUAUAAUAAUGUUAUUAUUGAUAAUAUUAUGUGUUGUUUAUUGACUAAAUGAUCGUUACCUUCUUCUCUUUAAAGCAAUAUAACCAAAAACAAUAUAAAUAUUAUAUAAUUUUAUAAAGAAGUGGUUCUUAUCCGUUUUAUUUUAUCUUUCCACUCGUCUAACUAAAUCUCAUUUCUAACUAAAUUCAUUUAUGACAUUGCUUAAUAAGUAUGUGUGUAUUUAUAUGUGCUUGGUUUUUGAUUUAUAAAUAACUCAUACAUGAUGAUUUCUCUACUCCUCGAUAUUUGUAGUAUAAUAACAUUUGCAAACAUUGAUACAUGAUCUUUAAGUGUGUAUUUAGAAAUCACUUCUACAUAAAAAUUCUACAACAUGUCUUCAUGUAAUGCUAAACAACAAAAGAAUUAUAUAGAG
This is a messenger RNA of Bombus terrestris (buff-tailed bumblebee), 2359 nucleotides long. Its product is annotated as putative fatty acyl-CoA reductase CG5065. The record is from RefSeq and is a predicted model, not a curated record. Gene Ontology annotation, biological process: long-chain fatty-acyl-CoA metabolic process. NCBI's taxonomy places the organism in Eukaryota, Metazoa, Arthropoda, Insecta, Hymenoptera, Apidae. Gene Ontology annotation, molecular function: alcohol-forming very long-chain fatty acyl-CoA reductase (NADP+) activity. The transcript has 7 exons. The coding region runs from base 477 to 1991 and encodes 504 amino acids. Gene Ontology annotation, cellular component: peroxisome.